Scatophagus argus is the source of this 2477-nucleotide messenger RNA. Its product is annotated as dual specificity protein phosphatase 26-like. The coding region runs from base 449 to 1033 and encodes 194 amino acids. The record is from RefSeq and is a predicted model, not a curated record. The transcript has 4 exons. Gene Ontology annotation, biological process: negative regulation of MAPK cascade; protein dephosphorylation. Gene Ontology annotation, cellular component: cytoplasm. NCBI's taxonomy places the organism in Eukaryota, Metazoa, Chordata, Actinopteri, Scatophagidae. Gene Ontology annotation, molecular function: protein tyrosine/serine/threonine phosphatase activity; MAP kinase phosphatase activity.
UGAAAAUUCAAAGAGGAGAAAUAGCUAGUUUGUCAAGUGGAAACUGCUGCAUGGUCCCACACUCCCUACGUCUGCUAGCCAGCAUUCAGAUCUUUAAAUAGGCAGCCUAUUUUGAUGCAAAAGCAUAACACAGGGCCCUGAAGACUCGAGGCACAUGCACAGGCUGGAUUUGAUUUAAGGGUCAAAUGGUCUGACAGCACUCAGAACACCCUGUGGAGAGUAAAUCUGAGACCGUGUUAUUUAUUCUGUCCGUUCAGGCACAGUCGUUCCACACAGCUUGCCGGGAUUUUUUUUUCUGAAAGACAACUUUUUGAGGGUAAAUUAAAUGUAACUACAAACUACAGUUGUGACUUUCUGUGCUGCCUAUCUGUAAUGGAUUAGAAGUUAGGAAAACUCCUGUGUCACCUUUGGGAUCCUCUUGAACCCUGUGAAAAAACAAAAAAAAGCAAUGUCCUAUACAUCCAAACUUCCUGCGUCCUGGAAGGAUGAACCUCCUCGUCGGAAAGUGGAAAUUGACCUGAGUUCACCUGGUUUAGCAGUGUUUGAGUUGGAAAGACUCUUGUUCACUGGCAAAGCCAUCAUCAGUCAUGCAGAUGAAGUCUGGCCAAGGCUUUACGUUGGUGACCAACACAGUGCAGAGAACCAGGCCGAUCUGUCCAUGCAUGGAGUCACUCACAUCCUGAAUGCAGCUCACAGCAAGCGCAGAGGACAGCCAGCGAUCUAUGAGAACAUGAAGAUCACCUACAUGGGCAUAGAGGCUCAUGACUCCUGUGGGUUUGACAUGAGCGUCAACUUCCAGGCGGCAGCAGACUUUAUCCACAGGGCUCUCAGCAGAGGAGGCAAGGUGUUGGUGCACUGUCAUGUAGGAGUGAGCCGUUCUGCCACCCUGGUCCUGGCGUACCUGAUGCUGAAGCAGAACCUGACCCUUGUGGAGGCUAUUUGUGCCGUGAAAGAGAACCGAGGUGUUAUCCCCAAUCGAGGUUUCCUCCGACAGCUCAUCAAACUGGAUGGCCAGCUCUUUGGCGCUCACUGAACCCUGCCUGAUUCAUUUCAGCUUAUUUAUAUUGUGUCAAUUCACAACAAAAGUUAAUCUCAAGACACUUUCCAAUUAGAGCAGGUCUAGACCAAACUCUUUUAUCAAAUUUUGUAAUACAGCGAACCCAAUAUUCCCCCUUGAGCAAGCACUUGGCGACAGUGGUGAGGAAAAAUGGCCUUUUAGAAGGCAAAAACCUCAGAGCAGACCCCGGCUCAGUGUGGGCGGCCAUCUCUGACCAAAUGUGAAACAUGCUCAUAAUCUGUCCUUCUGUUCCUCAGUUACACUGUUGAAUAAUGGACAGAAAACAUUAUGAUGGCGCAGUCAAGUUGAUAUUUGACCAUUUUGACAGAAAAUGUCAGCAUUUCAUCAUUUUAUAUUAUCAGACAUUUGUGUGAAAGUUUGAGAUAAUUAGUGCAUGAGCUCUUGAGGAUUGGGGGCACUGAUGUCAGGCGUGCUGAUUGUACAGAUCUUCCGAGCUGCCGGGCUGAACGUGUGUGUGAAGCCUUCAUGUUUUAGAAUCUGUUGCUUCUUUGCAGCAGCAUCUAUUUCUGAAGCGUUAUCAUCCACCACAAGCUCAUUAGUUCUGAUGAAAUUAAACUUCAGGUGAUUCACAAAGCUCUCUAUCAUUCACUGCAAACCAGCGAGGAGUCUGGACAGACAUGGAUGUAAACUGCAACUUGACGGGUGUGUGGAGGCGUCCAAAUCCAAGGCAGCAGGUUGUUGUACUCACAGCAGCUUGACUUCUUUCCUUCAUCCUGCCCUGCUGAAAGCCACAUUUAAGCAUUAAUCAUCACUCACUGCAGUGGCUGAGCAAAUAAGGGGUUGAGACAGAAACAAAGUCCUCGUGUGUGGUCCUUGAAAAUCACCAUAUCAGUACUGAGAUUGGCAAACUGGUUCUAAAGUGCAAAAAGUAUGCACGACCUAUAGAAUUAGAUAGGAUGGUCGCUUUUAGCCAGUUUAAGUUGGCAUUGGUAGGCUUAGAGCAGUGUGAAUGUUUUCUUCGGACUGAUGUUGUCUCUUAUGUUAUUGUUAUUGCUUGCAUCUUUUGUGUUCCUCCGUUGCUUUUAUGUAUUGCAAAUAUUGUUUUGCAUGUAAUUCUUUAUAUUUUUUAGAUGUAUUAUAUUUUAUAUAAAUUGUAAUCAGGGUGUCAGUGCAACAGACAGAAUGCUAUCAAGGCCUUAAGUGUUUUAGAUAAAAUAAUAACAAUGAAUAAUAACCCAGCUGUUAUCAGAUUCUGACUGUACUCAUAUUGAUCCUGUGAACACGCGUGCUUGAUUCAUUGCAGAGGGAUACAGCGUAUUGUAUUUAGCUUUCAGAUCGUGGAUGACAAUGCCAGCCUUUCCUGGUCGUGCACUUGAGAAAGGUUGUUUUUCUACUCCAGCCAGCCCAUUAUGAGCUGCUACAGAGCCUGCGCUUUGCUGGACAUACAGUGAACCAGAAG